This is a messenger RNA of Piliocolobus tephrosceles (Ugandan red Colobus), 4189 nucleotides long. RefSeq names its product cilia and flagella associated protein 92 (putative) (gene CFAP92). Bases 270 to 3701 code for a protein of 1143 amino acids. Lineage: Eukaryota; Metazoa; Chordata; Mammalia; Primates; Cercopithecidae. The record is from RefSeq and is a predicted model, not a curated record. The transcript has 17 exons.
GCAGCGCGCAGGUCCUCCACCAACUCGCGCAAGCUGCUAUUCUCCUCCUCCAGCCGCGCAACGCGCUCGCAGUCAGGACCGCUGUCAGGGCCAGGCGCGCAGGGCGGGCGGCGGCGGCGGCGCGGACGGCGCAGGCGGAUCUGCGUCUCGAUGUGCUCGCUGAGAGCGCCGCGGGGCAGCCGGGGCCCCGCACGGGUGCCGAAGUAGCCGCAGAGGCGCGCGUGGAACUGGCGGAAGGAGCUCCGGCGGCCAGCGGCGCGCUCUGCAGCAUGUCGCUGAAUGCCUGGGAGUGGGAAGAGGACCCCGCAAGCAUAGAGCCCAUCUCCUCCAUCACCAGCUUUUACCAGUCCACGAGUGAGUGUGACGUGGAGGAACACCUCAAGGCCAAGGCCAGGGCCCAGGAGUCUGACUCUGACCGCCAGUGCAGCAGCAUUGAGUCCUCAUCUGAGCCUGCCAGCACCUUCAGCUCCGACGUGCCCCACGUAGUCCCCUGCACAUUCACCAUCUCACUGGCCUUCCCUGUGAAUACGGGUCAUAAGGGAAAAUAUGCAAGUUUGAUUGAAAAAUAUAAGAAGCACCCUAAAACGGACAGUUCUGUUUCAAAGAUACGUCGUUUUUACCACAUUGAAUAUUUCCUUCUGCCGGACGAUGGAGAACCUAAAAACGUUGACAUAUUGCUAUUUCCAAUGGUGGCCAAAGUGUUCCUGGAGUCAGGAGUAAAGACUGUAAAGCCGUGGCACGAAGGUGACAAAGCCUGGGUGUCGUGGGAGCAGACUUUUAAUAUCAAUGUGACAAAGGAAUUAUUAAAGAAAAUAAAUUUCCACAAAAUCACCUUGAGGCUCUGGAACACUAAAGACAAGAUGUCAAGAAAAGUCAGAUAUUACCGAUUCAAGACUGCCGGCUUCACAGACGACGUGGGAGCUUUUCAUAAGUCAGAAGUGAGACAUUUGGUUUUAAAUCAGAGAAAAUUCUCUGAACAGGGCAUUGAGAAUGCCAACAUUGUCAGAGAAGACUCGAACCAGGAACAUCCACCAGGAAAACAAGAAAAAGUAGAAAAACACCCAAAGUCUUUGCAAGGUUCUCACCAAGCAGAGCCCGAAAAUUCUUCCAAGAACAGUGAGGAAUAUGAGAAGUCCCUCAAAACAGAUGAUUCUUCCAUGGUUCAAUGGAGUGUUUCAAGAACACCAACCAUUUCUUUGGCAGGAGCAAGCAUGAUGGAGAUCAAAGAAUUAAUUGAGAGUGAAUCACUUAGCAGCUUAACAAACAUAUUAGACAGACAAAGGUCUCAAAUUAAAGGAAAAGAUUCAGAGGGAAGAAAGAAAAUCCAGAGGAGACAUAAGAAGUCCCCUGCAGAAGAAGAGGCACACCCCACGCUGACAGGCCUAAGGAAGCAGAGCGCUUUCUCCAUCCAACUGGCCGUCAUGCCGCUCCUUGCCGGAUGGCAAACUGUCAUGAGUCGUGGCAGUGAGAAGUCUGCCAACAUUUUAGAUUGCCUUUUGACUUUAAAAACAGAAGUUCCAAUCAUGACCGAGGAGCAAAAGCAGGAUUUAAAUCCCCUGACCAUAAAGAUCAAGUGUGCUUCCUGCCUUCCAUCACAGCCUGUGCCCAUUCAGGAACUAGAGGUGCUCUUCAAAUGCAGGCCUCCCUUCAGGAGCCCCCGGGCUUUGCUGUUCCUGUGGCAGUUACCAGCAGGAUGCUCGCUCAUUGUUAACCAACCAGGUUCAGUACUGCUGUUUAUUCUGCUGUGCAUGCCCGUGUACUGCAAGUACCAGUUCCAUAAGACUCCAGUUCACAAGACCAAGGGGGAGCCCCAUGGAACCCACGUUUAUUUCCAGGACAUCAACGUCAUCUUCCUUGGGGCGCUGCAUCCCAGUGACCUCAGGGAAUACCUGGAGGGUCCCCCCAUGGUGGUGGAAGUUCACGACCGGGACUGCAAGUCAGAGGAGUUUUCUCAGAAGCCUGUGCUGUUUGGGGAGGACCCCCUGGAUUCAUACCUCAACUUCCGGGCCCUCAUCUCUCCCAGAGAGACAGAGAACAACCCCUUUGAAUCCCAGAACAAGAUGUGGUACCCUUAUGGGAUCGCCCAGGUCAGUUUUGCUGACCUCCUCCUUGGCCACAAGUACUUGAACCUGGCCGUCCCCAUCCACAGCUGUGAGGUUCAGCCCACACACUGCAGCCAGGAUAGCAGGAGAAGGAAGGUUGCGGGGCUUGGGGUCCCCAGAGAUGGCCACCAGCAUGGCCCAGUGCCCAUGGGCAACUACCUAGAGGCUGACUCCCAGCUCAAGUUGCGAGUGGACAUCGCGGUGCCACUGAGGGCCGGGGCCAGAGCUGCCGAUCCCGACCUCGGGGGCUCCCAGUUUGGCCGCAUUAUCUUCGUCUUUGACUUUAAGAAGGUCUCCCUGCUCCACAGCCUGCUGCAGGACAUCACUAUGAUCAACGCUAAGGCCCUCGGCCUGGACUCCUACCCCGUCAGGACCCUGCAGCAGAUCCUGUCGGCCUUCAAGAUGCAUGUGCAGGUCCAGGAGCAGCAGUACCUGGAUGUACUCACCGGCUUCCACCUGCUGGACGGGAAGACCCACCUUUUCAUCCUGGAAGGCCUGGCCAACCAAGGCUUGAGGCAGCUGUGGGAGAACCACCAAAGCUGGAUUCCCAGGUCAGAACACGGGAAAUACAAGGUGCUGUACAACUCGCAGCUGCUGUUCCGCAGCCGGCUCUAUGGGGACCUGGAGGCCAUCCUGUACCACGUGCACCUCUUCCAGCCCAUGGAGCUGCUGCUGCAGCAGGCGGUGCUUUUCCUGCGAGACACUGAGUGGAGGCGGGUCUUCCAGGCACUGACCAGGAUCCACGACAUCUGCUAUAACAGCACCACCCUCUGGGACGUGAUGGUGAGGAACCUGCUGCCUUCCUCUGUUAUGAUCAAAGACUUGAGCCAAGAGUUUGGGAUGCCCCUUUUGCAAGAAGAACUCACAGAUGAGAAACCGUUCGCCCUACCACCUCAGCCCGCCCCCAAUCUUGAGGACUACCAUGGUCGGGACUCCAGCCUCACCUUAGAGAUCCACGCCCACCAGGAGAAGUACCUGCAGUGGCGGAGCGCCAUGCUGCUGAAGAACAAAGACAAAAAACACAGUUUCAUCCAGAAAAAUAUCACAGAAGCCUACCAGGUCAGCAAGAAGCCUCCAAAGUCCGUGGCGAAGGUGAUUAGAAUUUCAGCCCCUGCCAACAAGGCCAUCUACAACUAUAGUAUCCAGACCAUGAAUUCUACAGAGCUUGCCAAGAAAGAGCUGUAUCAAGAGAUGGCCAAGGAGCCAAGAAAGAGAUUCACGUACUCACAGGAUUACCUCUCAGCCAUGGUGGAGCCCCUGGACUUGAAGGAAGAGGAGAAGAAAGCCCAGAAGAAAUCCCGCCAAGCCUGGCUCACAGCCCGGGGAUUCCAAGUGACAGGUCUUCAGAGCAACACUGAAGGCAGCUUUCAGGAUCUCAAGCUGCCACCCAUCAAAGAGCUGAAUGAGGAGUGGAAGGAAAACUCCCUGUUUGCUAACAUACUGGAGCCUGUGUUGGAUCGAGACCGGUGGAGCUGGGACAGGCACCACGUGGACUUUGAUCUGUACAAGAAGCCACCACCUUUCCUCAAGCUGCCCCCUUCGCCCGCACCAACUCCUAUAACAGGCAGGAAGAAGAAAGGGAAAGGCCCCAUCUCCUGAACAGCACAGACCCUCCCACAGCCACCGCAUGGUGAACUUGCACAGCCUCCCCCAUAGUCUCUGCCUGCAGGACCUGUGGAUACCCCCUCAACUGGCCCAGCCCUCCCUUACACCCUCCUCAACAAUUAACUUCAUUAAAGUGCAGCAGGACAGAUGCCAGCAGCCAAGCCCUGUGUGAGGCUAGGCUGGACUUACCUCAUGGUCGUGGUUGCGUAGCCCGAUGCGGAUGGAGCGGCUGGCCCGCGACAGCACGGCCGUCAUGCCAUACAGGUUGAUGAGGAUGUUGGCCACCCGCUUCAGCACCAGCUGCUCCUCCAUGAUUGUCUGGGAUCACAGAGGCUCUGAGUGGGGACUCACUACCUAAACCAGUCCCCCACACGGUCCCUCCCUGGGCUGCAUCUCUGCCUGUCUUAGUUUCCUGUGUUCCUUGAGAAAGUGGAGCCAAUAAAGCCUUUCCCUUCAGGCUGUGGGAGAAUGGCUCCCAGCCA